AUGUUCAAACUAUUAACCAUUAUCGCUGUAAUCUUUAUGACUUUUACUUUUGCAAGUGCUGGAAUUACUAGUGUUGUUCAAACUGGCAAACAAAUUGUAGUAACCUAUUCUCCAGGUUCCAUUUAUUGGGUUGAACAAUCACUUGUCUUACAAGGAGUCAAGACCAAUAUCAAGCCAUACUGUACCAAUGGAUUCAACAGUCCAGUCACUUGCACAUUGCCAUCUGUUCCAGCAUGUGAUUCUAUUCGUUUCAUGGGUUUCAGUGGAAUUGGAGGUCCAACCUUUGAUUUUGGGUUUCCAAUUCAAUGUACUGUUGUUGCUUAA
Messenger RNA from Cavenderia fasciculata, 324 nucleotides. RefSeq lists its product as uncharacterized. The record is from RefSeq and is a predicted model, not a curated record. The transcript has 2 exons. Lineage: Eukaryota; Evosea; Eumycetozoa; Acytosteliales; Cavenderiaceae. The coding region runs from base 1 to 324 and encodes 107 amino acids.